Messenger RNA from Prorocentrum cordatum, 2637 nucleotides. Lineage: Eukaryota; Dinophyceae; Prorocentrales; Prorocentraceae. The record is from the annotation of a GenBank genome assembly.
CCCUCUUGGCGUCGUCGACUGUCUAACUCUGGCCGUGCUGGCUCAAGACCAGCUACGGGUCACGGCUCGCCUGGCACAUAAUUGAGUUUGUCUUGCUGUUUUCCUCCGCGCCGCCGGCAGAUACACUGGGAGCGGGAACCCUGGUGCCCAGUCUGUGCGAUGCCCGCAGCCCCUCGUCAGCUCUUCGGAGCGGACUGGGACCUGUGCACGAACCUGCAGAAGACUGGCCAGUGCUCUCGUCCCGGCUGCAAAUGGGAUCUCAGAGGGGAAGACAUAUUGACACGGAUACCUUUUACUCGUUUUCGCGUUCUUUGGUUUCUUGUAUUUUCGUCGCUAUGACUGGAUUCGGAGCGGAAUCCUAAUUAUAAUGCGCCCUGGGGGAGGUCUGGGGAGUAGCGGUAUCGGUAUCUUCCCAGACAUGCGAUGUAUUGAUGUCUCGAUACGCAAUCCCCUGAGGUCCCGAUUUUUUUCCCAGGGCCGCUUUUUCAUCCCGAUGCUUUGUUUGACGGCCCCGAGAACCAGCGAGGGCCACUGGAGGUCGAAGACGGCCGACGACUUGCCGUCGUCAUUUUUUGGUACGACGAAAGCAUGUGAGCGACGCCAGAAACCGGGGUCGUCUGCGCCGACAUUGGCGCCCGCGCUGGCGGCCCGCGUGAGCUGCGGCUUAAGGUCGCUGUGCCAUCCCGCGUAUUAUCCGUCUUUGAUAGUCACUCAUGUCCUGUUUCUGCCCCUUCGCAGGAUCACAGUGGGGCAGAGUGGUGGGAGGGUACCUGGUGGGCCUGUGAUGAGCAGGGCCGUUCCUGGGGCUGGUGGCAGUCGCUGCCCCUGUCCGAGGAGUGCCCAGUGAGCCUCACGCCGAUCCGCCUGCUCGGCGAGGCGCCCUUCGAGCUCGACGCGUCCCUGGACAGCCGCGGGGCGGGGAGGGGCCUGAAGCACUAUUUCGACGAGGAGCUCGCCCGCUACGUGGUGGGGUCUGGCCAGUUUAUCGACCCGGUGAACCGGCGGCAGCUUACCCUCUCGGAAUGCCAGGCCCUGGACCGCCUGACGGGGCAGGCGUUCGGGGUGGCGGAAGCUUUCGCGGCCGCGCAGGCCGCGGGAAGCUCCGCGAGCCGCGCCGCGCGCGAGGUCGCCGUGGCGGCCCGCCAGCUCUUUGUGCAGUUCGCCACUGGGGCGCAGCAGGCGCCUCCGCAGGCGCUUGCUGCCCAGGGACUUCCGAGGCACCCGCGGGCGCAGCAGGGCGUCGCGGGCGGUGUGCGGGACGCGCUGACGGUGCACGCUGAGGGCGGCCUGAGGGUGGUCGACGACAACCUAGGCGAGGAGGGCCUUCCGAGCGGGGCGGCCAGCAGCGCCGGCCCGACGCCGGGCGAGAUGCUAAGCAGCGCCCCCGCGGUCCAGGCCCUGAUGCGGCCCCAGAGGGCGCCACGGCCACAGAAGGCCCCCAAGCAGCCCGUGCUGAGGGCCCCCGCGACCAGGGCGAAGCUGGACGAAACCGAUGCGGACAGGCCCGAGGUCAGCGAGGCGCAGGCGCAGGCGACAGCCUCAUCCUCUGCGGCGGCCGCCGAGCAGCCAGAAGAGGUGUGGACGCCUCCGUGGGCCACGCUGGAGGUGCAGGCGGCGCAGUUGGCGGAGCUGGAGCGGCUGCGCGCGGAGGGCCUGUCGGUGCCGAGCGGGGCCCUGCUGGAGCUGCGGGCCGCCCAGCGUAGGGGCGAGCUGCUGCACCGCCAGGACCCCGUGAUGUGCGAAUUCACGGUGGAGGCUGGUGGCGUCGCGCAGGCCUCGGUAUGCUUCGUGGUCCCGGCGUUCUACCCGGGCCAGCCGCUGGCGGUGGCGCGCGGCCGGGCGGAGAGCUGCUCGGCGGGCGCGUUGGCCGCCUUCGAGCGGCAGGUGCGGCAGGAGGCCGCCAGACAGCCAGAGGGCUCGGCGGCCCUGAGCUCGGUGGUCGAGUGGCUGCAGGGUGAGGGCGCGGGGCGCUUGCAGGCGCUGGAGGUCGCCGGCCAGGCCGAACCCGCGGCUCGGGAGCGGGCUCCGCGCGAGCACGCGGGCGCCGCUCCCGAGCCGAGGGCAGCGGAGGACGGCGCUCGUGGCGCAAGAGUGGCGGAGAAGUUCACGUCGAAUUGGGACCUCAGAGACCUGUGCACCGCCUUCGUGAAGCACGGGAAGUGCAAGAACAAGUCCUGCAAGUGGCGGCACGAGAAGCCGGUCGCGGUGCAGCCGGCGCCAGCGCCAGCUAAGCCAGAGGGCUCGGCGGCAGCGAAACCUGCCACAAAGAAGAAGGCUGGGAAGUCGAAGUGAGACGUCCAGCCUGGCGCGUCUCGGAAAUAGGAGCUCAACCCGGAGAUCGGAGGCAUCUCUUUUUGGACGUCGCGUAUUGGGGGGCGACGCCCAAUCUUCCUCUACCCUGGCCAGUUUUCCCAGGAGGCCACCAGGGUCCUGCCCAAGCCACGUCUCAUGGCGCACUUCGGCCCGAAAGUUCCGCGCAACUCCCGCCUCUGGCCUUCCCGCCACCCGCAGGGUCCGCUGCGUUGCCAUGGUCAGGAAAUCGUUGCCGCGAGGAGGUGCUGUCCAUCCUUUGCCUCCCUCCCUCCCUCCUUCUCUUCCGUCCUUCCUCCCUCGCUCUCUCUCUCUCUCUCUCUCUCG